UCUAUGGCGCCGGAGCAAAGAAAAGAAAAAAUUUCAUGGUGUUGUGGGUGACACAUAUACGUAGAAAAUUUUAGUGUAAGAUUAUCACAUUGGCACCAACGGCAGGGAAAUGGAAUCAAUGGAAUAUGAGCUCGCAAGAAACCUCACUCUGUUGUUCUUCGUGGAACGCCUGCUCGACAAAGGCGAGCCUCGGACGCUGCACGACUUAUCCUGCCAGUUUGGUGCCAAAGGAUUCACGAAGGAGAUGCGACAGAUCGCUGGCGGGUCGCAGUCGGGACUCAAGAAGUUCCUGGCACAGUACCCGGCGUUGUUCAACAUAGACGGGGACUAUGUCGAUAUCAACACGUUCCAAAAGCAUCCCAGCGGGCUGGGCGCCUCAUCGAACAACGACUACAUCGAAGAGGCCAAAGAGUACUUCGCGAGCAAGAUGGUGCAGUACGGUGAGGGCACCGAGGUGCCCAUCAAGAGCCUCCUCGGUCACCGCAGCCAGGCCUCCCCGCAGGUACGUCACAUCUCCGGACAACGCAUCAAGGAGUUCAAAGAAUUCCUGAUGAAGCACCCCGACACUUUCCAAAUCAUCGAUGACAAUGUUGUUCUAGUCAGUGAGAAUCAUAGGCGGGGCAAUACACACAGCAACUCCGAGCAGUUCCACAAUUUGCCCGUGGCAAACAUAAACACAGACACCGCUCAACAAUUGCUCGACUAUGUGGCUCAGUGCAUAGAGGCCAAAGGCCCGGUGAUGGUGGAUCAACUCUUUCACUUGAUUGUAUCCCGUUUCCCGCAAGAAUACUGGUAUCAGAUGUUUAAAUCACCCGCUGACUUGAGCGCCUUUCUUAAGAUAUUCUCAGACAGUUUUCAUGUUCAAUCAAACCUUGUCACACUUAUUAGUAAACCAAAAAUACCUGUUAUGUAUCUAAAUGCAAAAAAUGUUAAAGCUAAGACUGAAACACCAAAGCCAGUUGAAGAGAAGCCGGCUUCACCGGUCCCUCCCAUUGUAGCUAGCCCUACUCCUUCUGAUGGCACAAAAAGCCCAGCAAACAGAAUACUCAGCCCUACAGAAUCUCCUCGUAACCCACAAGCUAAUAUUGCUAAUCAGACAUUGAAACAAAGAAUCAAUUCAAUUGUAAUUAAAAAUUUGGCAGAAAACAUGGUUAGAGAUAGAGUCAACAAUCAUUUAAAUGCACGAGCUCCUGAAGAGGUAAACGGCACACCGAGCUUGAGAAAUAACAUGAUGGGCGAAGCUUGGCGCCAGAAAGUUCUACAGUGCACAACAGUCAUAGCCAAUGCUAGGGAAUGUGCUACACUUAUUGACAGUAUCAUGAAUCCUAAACGUAAUUCAAAGAGCAUUGUUUCUUUUGAUUGUGAAGGAAUCAAUCUUGGCUUAAAGGGAGUACUUACUCUAUGUCAGAUAGCUACAAUGAAUGGCGAAGUAUACAUUUUAGAUAUUAUGGCAUGCCCAAAUAUGGUUGUGGAAGGUAAAAUUAAGGAAUUGCUUGAGAGUGAAAAUGUAGUGAAAAUUAUACACGACUGCCGAAAUGAUUCAGUCAAUUUGCACAAUCAAUUUGAGAUCACUUUGAAGAAUGUUUUUGAUACUCAGGCUGCCCAUGCUGUGUUGCAAUUGCAACAGCAAUGUGUGCCUGUAUACAAGGUUAAGAAUUUAAGUCUAAAUGCACUGUGUGAGCUCUAUAAUGCUCCAAUGAAUCCGAUGAAAGAACAGCUGAAGAAUGUCUAUCGUCGAGACCAAAGAUACUGGGCCAGGAGACCAUUGACAAAAGAUAUGAUCAUUUAUGCUGCUUCAGAUGUCUUGUCCUUAGUCAAUCCUGCUAUUUAUGCCUACAUGUCGAGUAAUAUUAAGGGCGAGAAUCAGCAACUAUUUGAAGAACUGAGUAAUGAACAAGUAUUCAUGCACAUUCAACCCACAGAAGUGAAACUACGUAAGAGACAACGAAAAAUUAACACCGAAGUUGGCGAAUUGAAGUUGAAACUAGCAGAAUCAACAAAAAAUAUUGUGUUGAGUAACAGGGAGAUCAGGCUUCUGAGAUAUCUAGAACUUACUGAGGAGGAGAAGGAAAAGCUAAAGGGAUGUCACAAAAUCUCUAAAAAGCUGGAGAAGCUUGAAGCUAUUGGCCAAGAGAAGGACUCUGAUUCUGAGGAUGAUGAAAGGGAAAAUGAGAUGGCUAGCUUAGAGUCAAAUCCUUCAGAUUCUAUCUCCUCGCCACAUUCUACUCAGCCACCAAGUCUAACAGAGUCCAUGCAAAUGAUGGACGAAAUCCUUUCGGACACAAACAUGGACAAGGUUGAGAAAAUAAACCGUUUGGAAGCUAUUUUGUCUGCUGUGGCGCCACUCAGCGGAGAAUUAGAGGACAAAUUCUCUCAAACUAUGGAACAAACUCUUCCAUUGCUCAAAAACAAGGACUGGUCUAACUUGAGCCAAAUUCUAAACAUAGACACAGAUAGUAAACACUGUUGCUGCAGAUGCCAUAAACCGACAUUCGACGAUGUUCGAUGCAAUGAUCUCAAUGAAACCAAGAAAGCGGAGGUUGGUUCUCAGACCCUCAGCACGGGGGACAUUGUGAUCACAAGAAUCCACUUCAGAGAAGAAGAUAAGUUGAACGAAAGGGUCCUGGAUGCUUCCCCCAUGAGCAAACGGGUAGGGAUCAACAACAUGUCUUGAUUUACUUCCGUUUAUCUGAGUGCCACAGUUAAGUUUCGGAGCACCUUCUGAAUUGUGAUCGGUCCCAUUUUUAUUUAUUUAAGUUAGAUUGAAUUAGAAUCCCCAUUUUUAGGUUAGAACUAGCAUUUUUGGACGUGCGGUUGAUCGAGUAUGUUCUACUUUAAGGCGGUAUUGUUUACGAACUGAAAUUAGGUCAAUGUUUUUAGUGUAAACUGCUUUAGUAUAAAGAAAACGUAUCAUAUCGACCAACAUAUUUUGUUCAAAUCUAAUAUUUACACAGGUUUAUCGAUAAAAGUAGUUCGAUUGAUAGAAAAUCGCUAGAAAAUUAUGUUAGAAAACAAGACGUGCUGAGAGAAAAUCUGCAUGUCCCGCUAAAAAUGGGGUACGGCUAUUGUGCCGGGGAUAAUAUACCGGUACGAACGAGGUGGAAUAAAUUAAUAUGUGAGGUCGGCAUUGCGAGUCUCGUGCGCCUACGCCUAUAUGCUCAUUUGAGCGGAGAUGAGCUCGUGCUCGAAUAAAUGCAACUGUAAUCGCAUAAUAAAUAAACGGCUACUUCUUUCCUUCAACUGGAAUAGACAGUAUUUGCUGCAAAGCAGUUUCAAUCCCGCGCAAUAUAGUUGUCAUCACUUGUCUUUCACAAGACAACCGUCGUAUGUAUUUUCUGGGAUUGUGUUUUGAUGGAUUUCCGUAGCGAGUAUUUCCACUUUUUUACUUAUGUUUAACUUAUUAUUAUGUUGGCUAUUGCCUUGUUAAGUAACCAGACUUAAAUGUGAUAGUUUCCAAGGCCUAUUUAUCUCGGUUCUUAUUUGAAUUGUAAAUAAGAUAAAGCAUGCAGAAAUCUAUACAUAACAAGAAAUCGCGAUGAUCGAGUGCGUUUCCGAUAUAGUGAUAGUGUUUAUUAUUUAUUUAUAUCACGAGAUUUUUGUGUAGCUGAACAGUGCUACGGAAAGGAAAAUGGCAAUAAUAAGUAUACAAUAAAGGUUUUUAUUGUAAAAUAUUUAUCAUAACAUUAGGAGUAGCAUUUUAAAUCGUGUUUAAAAAUAUUAAAAAAUGGUUUAGGGUUAGUGUUAAACGAAUUUUUAUAUCACGAAAGGAAGAGUAGAGGUGCUUCUAAAGUCUAAUUUGUUUAAUCAUAUUGUCUACAAACGUAGGUAGAGAUGAUGUAGAUAGCUAAGUUUUAUCUAACUUUUGUUUUAAAAGUAAUCAUUUGUGCCUUGAAGUCAUAUCCAACGGAUGCCUUUAUUAAAAAAGUGAAUUUGUAGAACUUUUUAUACGUAUAUUUAGUUGUAAUCAUACCAUGUUUAGAAAUAUUUAUUGUUUAGAUAAAUAGGUGAAAGUUUAUACAAAACUAAUGUAGUGUACAGUCUCCCACUUGAGUUAUACCUUGUGUUUGAAGAUGCUCCUAGUUUCACAGGUAUAACUUACGUUGACGUUUGUAUCACUAAUACACUAAUAAAAACUGCCUUAACUGUUUUUUGAAAUGUUCUCUGAAAAUAACAUUUUGUAUAUCGAGAAUAGUUGUUCUAAGCAUGUUGAAUCGUUUCGAAUAGUUUAUUUUUCUGUUACAGAUAAAAUACGUUAUGAAAUACUAA
This is a messenger RNA of Pectinophora gossypiella (pink bollworm), 4266 nucleotides long. RefSeq names its product egalitarian protein homolog (gene egl). Gene Ontology annotation, molecular function: nucleic acid binding; 3'-5' exonuclease activity. The transcript has a single exon. Lineage: Eukaryota; Metazoa; Arthropoda; Insecta; Lepidoptera; Gelechiidae. The coding region runs from base 110 to 2674 and encodes 854 amino acids. Gene Ontology annotation, biological process: nucleobase-containing compound metabolic process. The record is from RefSeq and is a predicted model, not a curated record.